This is a messenger RNA of Chara braunii, 3304 nucleotides long. The record is from the annotation of a GenBank genome assembly. NCBI's taxonomy places the organism in Eukaryota, Viridiplantae, Streptophyta, Charophyceae, Charales, Characeae.
CGGGAAGACGAGAGAAGAGGACUGAUUUCCUCUACUAUGGAUGGGAAUAUCUACGAUCAGUUUGGGGAGGCCAUUGACAGAAGGCUUGGAGGAAUGAGGGCUGAAGCCCAACGAAGAGCGGCAGCUGGGCCGCCACCCCCUGCCAUGUUCAGGCUAUGGCAGGAAAAGGAGGAACCACCGAUUGGGUUGGAAGAAGUGGGAAGCGAUGAGGAAGUGACUCAAGGGCUACGAGGAGGAAGUGAGACGGAAGAGGUCAUAAUCAUCGAGUCAGAUGACGAGGAUGAGGAGGAAAGAACGGAGCCUCUGUCCGUCUUAUUUGAGAAGAUGGAGGACUUGCUGGAUAAGAUGGGGAGGUACCAACAGAAGUUGGUGGGCCUCUGUGAGGAAGUGAAGGGAUGGAGGUCUAACAUCCCCACAGUAUUCCUCUAUGACUCCGGCCCAGAGUCAGCGCCUGGGCGACCCGGAGUAAAUAUGGUGGGGUCGUGCCCACAAUCGGGAAUGAGGAAGAGACCCCUCACUCCGCAGGCCCGGCUGGCACAGGCAGCGCGAACAACGAAUCAAGCCAAGGCCAGUGCUAGCGAAGAGCCUCCAAGGAGGGAACCCAAACCAGGGAGAAGGAAAGAGGCUGUGGAAGUAGAGGACGACGAUGAUGAAGAGGAAGAGGACGAGAGACUGCGCAGAAAAGAGGAUCAGAGAGCAGAGCAGCGGUCAAGGAAAAAGGGAACCAGGGGAGAGGCCGAACCGGUCAUACAUGACGGACCGCCUAAAAAGAAGAAAUACGCGGUCCGGUUGGAAGAGGGAUUUGACGUAGAGAAGGUGAUUGACCGGCUGCUGGAAGGGCAUAAUGACCUCAUGACCCUGAAGGAAAUCCUAGCGUCAGCCCCACGACUCCAUGAUGAACUGAAGGGGAGGUUAUCACGGCGUCUCGUGCCCAAUGUCCAUUUCGGUACGAUCCUGCCCAAGGAGGCAGAGUGGGCAGAGUCAGGUACGAAGAUGGACUGGAAGAACACCGGGCCAAGGAGUAUACGGAACCAGCCCAAUCCAGGAUCAUUCACAAUCGAGGAGUCGGAAGGGGAGCGCAGGAGGCUCUGGGUAGAGCCCGAAGCAGGAGAGAGGGUGGAAGCAUUUCCCCUCAGCCUGUCAGAUGUUGGGAAGGCCAUGGACCUGGUGGCCGCGCAUGAGAUGGCAGAUCCGGAUGCCAUCCAAACCUUGAGGGAGCAAGUUCUGGAAUGCCCUGAGGCAGGAAGGUUGGAAUUGGUAUAUCGGCUUCCAGGCAGCGGAGGGAACCCCGCAUCAGCGCAAACACAAUCCGAGCGAACGUUGAUGGUGGAAUUAAUGAAGAGGAAGCAUCAUGCCUAUGCGUUUAGUGACGAGGAGCGUGGAAGGCUGAAUGUGGAUAAGAUACCUAUGAUCCGCAUCCACACUAUGCCACACGAGCCUUGGAACAUGAGAGGAGCGCGAUAUCCCAAUCCUGACGAGGAAAGGAAGGUGGUGGAUUACCUCGACGGCAAGAUAUGUACUCACGUCGCCGAUUAUUCAAGUGGACCGUAUGCGUCCCCAUGGUUCUGCUUUAUUAAGCCUAACGGGACGCUGUGGUCUGACUUUACGAAGACAGUCAUGCCAAGAGGAGGGAGGGGGACACGGCCGCCUCGGAGGCCGUUGGGAGCAUCAGGAGGAUAUAAGCAACAUGGGUCUCGCCAUCGAGAGAGUACUCCGGUAUACGAUGAUGGGGACAUCGAGCUAUUCCUGGACAAUUUUUGGGAUCAUGCGAGGCGUAUGGGCUGGACCGUGGCCCAGGCAAUCGAGGGACUGAGGGGAGUCGGCAGAUUCGAGGAGCCCGUCGCGCGGAUCCGUAGAGAGGCGACGACGAGAUCAGAGGUGGAGUGGAGGAUGCAGGAGCUCCAAACCUCGCCUAUGGGACCAGAUGGCAGGCCGAUCCAUCUAGAGAUCGAAAACGUGGCAGACUUCAUCCCUGCUUUCGAGUGGUUCAUGCAGGGGCAGGGUAUACCGAGAGAUGAGUGGGCGAGGACGUUACCCCUCUGGACCAGAAAGCCGGAGAGGGCACUAGCUACGCAGAGGCUGAGGGACCCUGAGCCCAGGGAGGCGAGACUGUCUCGGGGAGGACGGAAGGCCCUAGCCAGGAGAGAGGAGGAGCUGGAGCGGGAGCCAGAGGUUGAAGAGCGAGGGGCAUACCCUGAGUAUGGGUUGGGACCAGUGGAGUUCCAUCGUUUUACUGAGGGUGGAUUGAGGAGGUCACCAGCACACACACGGGAGGAGCCGCCAGUGUCUGAAGGGCCGUUGAGGGAGUUGGAGACGCAUCUGGAUAUCUCUCAGUGGAGAGCGUCGCCUCAGGAUGAGAAGCAUGAAGAGCGAGUAGAAGGGGUGCCACGAGAGGAGGUACCACAAGAGGAGGUGCCACGAGAGGAGGUGCCACGAGAGGAGGUACCACGAGAGGAGGUGCCACGAGAGGAGGUGCCACGAGAGGAGGCGCAGGGUACUCAGCGAGAGAGCAGGGUGGGCGACGUGGGGAGACGUGCAGGGAAGGAAGUGAUAGAGGUUGGAGAGGACACGCCACACAGACGCCAGCGGAAGGCGAAAGAGAGGAUAGAUCGCAAAAUCAAGUUCCUGGCCAAAACGACCUUUGACCGACAAUUGUUAUUGGAGAGCGAUCUGGCAGGGAAAAAAUUAAAGGAAGCAAGUCAUGGAGUACGCCUGGAGGCUAUGAAGAUGAAAAUCCAGGAACUCAGGGCAUUGGUGGUCAGUCAGGCAGCUAUCAUUGAGAGCCUGAGGCAGCAGACCCAAGAAAAAGUGGAUAAGUCAGAGAGCAGCAGACAGGGAGAGCAGAGGCAGCCGGGAGAAGUUUUGCCAGGACAGUCAUCUGCGGAAGGGCCUCGCCAAGAGCCACCUAUGGGGAGAAUUAUCCUGGAGCCAGAGGAGGCGAGAGCCCAGAGACAGGCAGAGAGAGAGGCGUUCGAGUUUAGAGACCCUACUGAGCUCGCGACGCUGUCAGUGGCGGCGGCAGGCUCAGUCGUAUCUUUGGCAGUAGAGGAGGGGCUGCGACCAUCUAGCAGUGAGCCGGCUCAGGGCUCAGCAGAGGGAUCCAUGGGCGUGCUCCUUGAGGCGGUGCAUACUAUGCAGGAGGAGGUGAGUUUGUUUUCACCUGAGCAGAGGAUAGAGGAGCCUCUUGAGAGACAGAUAGGGAUUGAGGCAGCCCAUGGCAGUGCCAAGAGAGACACUCGAGAAGAGACCUCAGAGGUUGGACACACCUGAGUACGUCUCGGUGACAGGGGAUUUGAGGAGCAGA